AUGCAGUCGAUGACCCUUUUCCCGGGGCCACCGACGGCGUCGUCGCGGUUCUACAAGCUCUGCGCCCAGAUCCUCCGACCUUCGUUCCGCCGGCAUCAAUCUUCCUACAGACGAACAAGAUCCAGGCUUAACAUCAAGCCAGAUCCGGACUUCCUCCCCUCCAAGACCGAGCCUCAUGACCACAUCAUCUACAAUCCUCCUCCGAGCAUGCCCAAUGUCUACCAUACGCCCAAUAUCUUCCUGCCGAAAAAUGACCGCAGAAAAGUGUUACCAGACCCUGAAACUCAACGAACACAAUUACAACUGGCUCAGCAGCUACCCGCCAUCUCGGGGCAGGCAGAGAAACGAUACCACCUGGCGGAGAAUGACUUGGAGGAAAUGAGGCAAUUGCGGAGGACAGAUCCCACGCAAUGGAGCGUCAGUCGUUUAUCGAAGAAGUUUGACUGCUCUCCAGUCUUUACACACUUGGUCGUCGAAGGGCUGGCCCCAGAAAAGGGCAAGGAGCAGAAAAUGGUGACUGAGAUUGUGAAGUCUAACUGGGGCAAGAAAAGAAGAGAGGCACGCGAGGAUAGACAGAUCAGAAAGGAACGCUGGUAUAGGGAUGCUUAG
This is a messenger RNA of Fonsecaea erecta, 609 nucleotides long. RefSeq lists its product as hypothetical. The coding region runs from base 1 to 609 and encodes 202 amino acids. Gene Ontology annotation, molecular function: structural constituent of ribosome. NCBI's taxonomy places the organism in Eukaryota, Fungi, Ascomycota, Eurotiomycetes, Chaetothyriales, Herpotrichiellaceae. The record is from RefSeq and is a predicted model, not a curated record. The transcript has a single exon. Gene Ontology annotation, cellular component: mitochondrial large ribosomal subunit.